Molecule: messenger RNA, 1779 nt
Organism: Plectropomus leopardus (leopard coralgrouper)
Lineage: Eukaryota; Metazoa; Chordata; Actinopteri; Perciformes; Serranidae
Gene: mul2
Product: mitochondrial E3 ubiquitin protein ligase 2
Biological process (GO): organelle organization; protein ubiquitination
Molecular function (GO): ubiquitin-protein transferase activity
Source: RefSeq, a predicted model, not a curated record
CUGUCUCCUACGUCACCUGACAUGGACAACAUCAGCCGAAUUUGUCUGUUGAAGAUACUUCGUUUCUAGGACAGGUCUGCUCCUCGGGCAGCGACAGGACACUCAGGAGUAAUGGAAGGAUAUUUUGUGACGGUGACAGAGGGAGUGUGUCUUGGGGCCAGCCUUGCCCUCUCUGGAGUCUGCUACUAUCUCUACAGGAAGAGCCGGACGACACUAGAUAAACUUGAUGAUGCUCCACACUUCACCAUAGAUGAAAAACUCAAAGACAUUUUGAAAGUUACUCCAGGGGCAUGUCUACAGUAUGCUGUCAUCGAAGGUGCUGUGCAACCAGUGAGUGAGCCUCUGACAAGCGUCUUUCAAAAAGAAUUUGUCGGAGUGUUGCAGAAAUUCAUGUUGAGGGAACACAGGCUGGUGUGGAACAGCCUUUCACGCACUUGGACGGACAGUGAACGAGUCUUGCACCAGAGAAUAAAUGCAGUACCCUUUGUGUUGGUGGGAUCAAAUGAGACAGCAGUCAGAGUCCUGUGCCCUCUGCAGGCGUCCGGACUGUACAUGGAGACCACCCACGAGAAGUUCCAUCAGGUCAAUUACGGCUUUGGUGACAUCAUAGGACAAUACCUCAGUGGAGAGAAGCUGAAAGGGCAGCUGGAGACUGAAGAAAUGCUCAAAGUGGGCACAAUUCUUACCGGUGUGGGCGAGUUGAUACUGGAGACAGACGGCACCCUGAAUCUCCGACCCCCUUCUAAUGGUUCGCAGUACUUUUUGAGCAUUACGGAUUUUGACACCCUGCGGGGAGAGCAAGAGAGCACGUCAGUUCUGUGGAAGGCGCUGGCCAUUGCUUUUACAUUGGCGGGGGCAGCAGUCCUUUUCUGGGUCGGUCGACGCUACUACUUGCGACUAAAAGUUCGCUGGGAGCGGGAGCGGGAGAGGAGGGAAUUUGAGAGACUGCGGACUGAAGCCCCGAGAGCAGGUGCUCCAAUAACAGGCACUGAAAACGGGGCAGAAGACAUCAACUCCUGUGUGAUUUGCCUCACUCAGCCACGUAACUGUAUUCUGUUGGACUGUGGGCACGUGUGCUGCUGCCACAGCUGCUACCAGGCUCUUCCACAACGCCGAUGCCCCAUAUGUAGACAAGACAUCAGGAGAGUGGUGCCUCUCUACCACGUCUGAGGCACCUGUGUGAUCACAUGACCUCUGUGGAACUUUACCCACAUGCACACUACUGAGCUUUACACCUCAAAGGUCUAAAGUGCUGCACUUGCACUUAAAAAAAGGGCGAGGGUUACCUCUUUGAAUAUGUUAUUACUGUGAAGAAUGACUUUCUUUUAAGAACACACUGUAUGUAUUAACACAUGUAAAUUGUAAGGGUCGUGUGCAAACAAGUUAUUUGUCACAGAGUUUGAGUGAGGUAUUUUAUCUGUAAUUGAUAUAUAGGAAAUACAUGAAAAUGGAGUAAUUGGCAAAAAGAGGGUGUACAUUUAUGCAACAAAGAUGUUUAUUUUCCUAUAUAUUUGUUCUGUGCCUUAUUUGGUCAUUUAUAUGACUGCUGCUGUCUAAGAGUAAUUGAAGUGUCUGUAUCUGGAUUAGUUUCAUCAGACGAUGUGAAGUUUUUGUUUCAACCACUUCCAUUUACAUAUGGGUCACUGGAAGUUAUUGAAGCAAAGAUGCACUUAGUGCCAAGGUGAAGCUUUAGCGUUAACUAAUGCACUACAGAGAGGCGAGUGUGUAAAAUGUUGAUUUGUUGAAACUAAUUUAAUAAAGCAUCACUCUUUGAACUAA